GAAAAAGCAAAAAAAAAAACAUUUUCUGAAUCUUUGGGGAAAGGGAUUUUGGCCAUCAGAUUUCUCGUAUAUCCUCUCCGGGCUUUUCUCCGGCCUUUCUUCCGAAUCGCCGACCAGGAAAUGCGCCUCCGACCGGCGACGAACACGUAGCGAAACCCGAAAUCUUUGUUUCUGGGUUCGGUCUUCCCUGCGAUUCCGAGACGAAAGAAGAAAAGAGAGACAAUGGUGGAUGAGAAAAGCUCGGAUUCAAGCUUCGGAAAUGGAGAAGAGGAUUUGGGUGAUGUGGUAUUGAACGUGUACGAUCUCACUCCUAUCAACAAUUACACCUACUUAUUCGGGUUGGGGAUUUUUCAUUCUGGCAUCGAAGUUCAUGGGAAAGAAUACGGCUUUGGAGCACACGAAUUCCCUGUCAGUGGAGUGUUUGAAGUAGAUCCGAGAAGCUGCCCCGGUUUCAUCUACCGAUGUUCCGUCUCGCUUGGACGGACAAAGAUGUCUCCUUCAGAAUUCCGGGUGUUCAUUGAAACUACGGCGUCCGAAUAUCAUGGAGAUACUUAUCACCUCAUAACCAAAAACUGCAACCAUUUCACAGAUGAUAUCGCCUGGAGAUUGACGGGCAAGCACGUCCCGGGUUGGGUCAACCGUCUUGCUCGGCUAGGUGCAUUAUGCAGCUGCCUUCUCCCGGAAAGCCUUCAAGUAACUACGGUGAAACAACUUCCGGAGUACCAUGAGGUCGCAGAAGAAGGAAGUGAAUCUCAUUCAACUGCCACACCUCAAGACUUCGAGGAAAUCUCCGACGGAGAUCAGGAGAAGCAGCUCCUCUCACCGGUGGACGUGGCAGGGGAAGUAUCAUUCAUCAGGGAAACCUAUAAAUGAGAAAACCCGAAAUCACAUAUCCUUUUCUCGGGCGCCCGAUUCGUAGUGAUCUAUCUUAUUUCUGUCGUUGUGGAUUUUUGGACAUAGCAUGAAGGUUUGAUGCUAUUGAAGCUUGGUCGGAAGAAUCUGCGGGUCUCAAGGUCAGACGGAAAGCAAAAUUGUAUCGUGAAGAAGCGUUCAGAGAGAUUGUGUAUUCUUUAGUGUUCAAAGGGAAAUGGAUAUAUUAUUAUUACAUGGUUUGUUGUAUUUUUGUUAUUACAUGGUUUGUUGUACUGUUCCA
Tarenaya hassleriana is the source of this 1153-nucleotide messenger RNA. RefSeq names its product deSI-like protein At4g17486. NCBI's taxonomy places the organism in Eukaryota, Viridiplantae, Streptophyta, Magnoliopsida, Brassicales, Cleomaceae. The transcript is spliced from 4 exons. Bases 223 to 873 code for a protein of 216 amino acids. Gene Ontology annotation, biological process: protein deubiquitination. The record is from RefSeq and is a predicted model, not a curated record. Gene Ontology annotation, molecular function: deubiquitinase activity.